This is a messenger RNA of Mesitornis unicolor (brown roatelo), 1227 nucleotides long. RefSeq names its product transmembrane and TPR repeat-containing protein 3. Lineage: Eukaryota; Metazoa; Chordata; Aves; Mesitornithiformes; Mesitornithidae. The annotation marks the transcript as partial. Gene Ontology annotation, molecular function: mannosyltransferase activity. Gene Ontology annotation, cellular component: endoplasmic reticulum. The record is from RefSeq and is a predicted model, not a curated record. Gene Ontology annotation, biological process: protein O-linked glycosylation via mannose. The transcript is spliced from 7 exons.
CUUGUAUCCAUGAAAACGCCUAGAGAAGAUGGCUGAUGUAAGCCUGAAGGAAGCCACACUAAUAGUUGGUGUGGUGGCAGCCUGCUACUGGAACAGUCUCUUUUGUGGCUUUGUUUUUGAUGAUGUUUCAGCAAUUUUGGACAAUAAAGAUUUGCAUCCUUCUACUCCAUUAAAAAAUCUGUUUCAGAAUGACUUCUGGGGCACUCCAAUGUCUGAGGAGAGAAGUCAUAAAUCUUAUCGUCCCCUUACAGUUCUUACGUUUCGCUUGAACUACUUGUUCAGCGAGUUAAAUGCAGUUUCUUACCACUUCCUAAAUCUGGUCUUUCAUGGGGUGGUUUGUGUAGUCUUCCUCAAGGUCUGCAAGCUUUUUCUGGAUAACAGGAGCAGCGUAGUGGCAUGCUUGCUCUUUGCAGUGCACCCAAUACAUACUGAAGCGGUAACUGGAGUUGUGGGCAGAGCAGAGCUUCUAUCAUCUAUCUUUUUUCUAGCUGCUUUUCUGUCAUAUACAAAAUCUAAAGGGCCAGAUAAUACAAUUGUGUGGACUCCAAUUGCGGUAACUGUGUUUCUAGUAGCUGUUGCAACGCUGUGUAAAGAACAAGGAAUAACAGUGGUGGGGAUAUGCUGUGUGUAUGAAGUAUUUAUUGCUCAAGGGUACACCUUGCCAGUGUUGUUGGACACAGCUGUACAGAUUCUUCAAGGGAAGGGCAGUAUUCCUUUCUCUAUGCUCCAAACACUGUUGAAGCUCAUAGUCCUAAUGUUCAGUACGCUGCUGCUUGUAGUUGUCAGAGUCCAAGUUAUCCAGUCUCAACUUCCAGUGUUCACAAGGUUUGAUAACCCAGCUGCUGUUAGUCCCUCCCCAGCAAGACAGCUGACUUUCAACUACCUCCUCCCUGUAAAUGCUUGGCUUCUUCUCAACCCCUCAGAAUUAUGCUGUGACUGGACAAUGGGAACUAUUCCUCUUGUGGAGUCUUUGUUAGAUGUUAGAAAUGUUGCCACCCUUACCUUCUUUUGCUUCCUGGGAUCUUUGAUUGUCUUCAGUCUCCGAUAUCCUGGGGAUUCCUCCAAGACUGUAUUGAUGGCACUCUGCUUAAUAGUGCUGCCAUUCAUUCCUGCAUCAAACCUCUUUUUUCCUGUUGGAUUUGUAGUAGCAGAACGAGUGUUGUAUGUUCCAAGCAUGGGAUUCUGCAUUUUAGUAGCACACGGAUGGAAGAAAUUAUCAAAUAAAAG